AUGGGGUCUCGCGAUGAUGAGUACGACUAUUUGUUUAAAGUGGUACUUAUUGGGGACUCUGGUGUCGGGAAAUCAAAUCUCCUUUCACGGUUUACUCGCAAUGAAUUUAACUUGGAAUCAAAGUCUACUAUCGGAGUAGAAUUCGCCACUAGAAGCAUCCAGGUUGAGGGCAAAACUGUCAAAGCACAGAUAUGGGACACAGCUGGGCAGGAGCGUUAUCGCGCUAUUACUUCAGCAUAUUACAGGGGUGCUGUGGGUGCACUUCUAGUUUACGACAUUGCGAAACAUGUUACAUAUGAGGAUGUUGAAAGAUGGCUAAAGGAACUACGUGAUCAUGCCGAUCAGAACAUCGUUAUUAUGCUAGUUGGAAAUAAAAGUGAUUUGCGUCAUCUUCGGGCAGUACCUACUGAUGAGGCAAAAGCAUACGCAGAAAAAAACCAAUUAUCUUUCAUUGAAACUUCUGCCCUAGAUAGUACGAAUGUUGAGACCGCUUUCACAAAUAUACUUACUGAGAUAUACCGAUCGGUAUCAGUUAAGCAUGUCGGUGGCGACAGUAGAAACCCGAUGUCGCCUGCAGGAUCUAAUGGUAUUGUUAUUUCGCCAACUACGGAACCGCAAACGAAGAGACCAUGUUGUAAUUCUCUGUGA
This is a messenger RNA of Enterobius vermicularis (human pinworm), 648 nucleotides long. The record is from the annotation of a GenBank genome assembly. NCBI's taxonomy places the organism in Eukaryota, Metazoa, Nematoda, Chromadorea, Rhabditida, Oxyuridae.